Exaiptasia diaphana is the source of this 881-nucleotide messenger RNA. Its product is annotated as transcription initiation factor TFIID subunit 12. Lineage: Eukaryota; Metazoa; Cnidaria; Anthozoa; Actiniaria; Aiptasiidae. The record is from RefSeq and is a predicted model, not a curated record. Gene Ontology annotation, molecular function: protein heterodimerization activity.
CUUUUGAAAUCUCAAGGAGAAGUGAUAAUAACUCCUCAACAACCAGGCCAUGCACAGGUUGCUAUGACAACUCAAGGAACACUAUCACAAGGYGUGACRCCUCAGCAAUCAAUUUCUGCUGUUCCAAGAAUUGUACCUGCAGUGACAACCAAUCAGGUUCCAGGAAACACACCCAUAACAACGACYGUUACCAUCCUGACACAAGGGUCUGGUAUUCCAACAAAGAUUGCUGUAACAAACCCAACAACUCUUACUACUGCCCAGAUACARCAAAUACAGGCCCAGGCAUUAAGCCAGGUACAAGCACAUGCCCAGACAGUGACUCGUGCGUCAGUACCAAUAAACCAACAGCAACAAGUCAAGGUUGCAUCAGCAGUAGCUGGACAGAACAUUCUAGCUACUGGUCAAAGAAUUCUAACAUCAACUCCUGGAAGUGUAACCAUAGCAACACCUACUCCUGUUACUGCCUUGAAGUCUACACAAAAUACAAUUCAAAGUGGAAUAAAACAAGUCAGUCAGUCUCCAUCACCAUCAGUCGGCCCACUCCAAAGGCAACUUGCACCAAACAAGAUCCAAAGUGGCAUCAUGAUAACUGCAGCACAACCAACAGGAUCAAUACAAAAUAUAGCACCAUCAACUACAACAGCUUCCAAGAACCUGGUCUCACACUCAGGAAUUACUAAUCGCGUUGAGACAUCAAGUCCGCAACCACAACAAGUCUUAACCAAGAGAAGAAUCCAAGAAUUACUGCAUGAAAUAGAUCCCCAAGAACAGAUGGAUGAUGAUGUUGAAGAUGUAAGGAACAAUAUAUUAAACAACAGUUUCUCUAGGGGAGGGGAGGGAAGAACAGAUGGAUGAUGAUGUUGAAGAGCAACAAUACA